Molecule: messenger RNA, 1345 nt
Organism: Malania oleifera
Lineage: Eukaryota; Viridiplantae; Streptophyta; Magnoliopsida; Santalales; Ximeniaceae
Exons: 4
Coding region: 285-1139 (284 amino acids)
Biological process (GO): translation
Cellular component (GO): mitochondrial large ribosomal subunit
Molecular function (GO): structural constituent of ribosome
Source: RefSeq, a predicted model, not a curated record
GAAAUCGAGGUUCUUAAAAUUUUUGAGAGUUGUCAUUGUUUUUUUGUUAAAUCUGAAAGGAAAUUAGUAUUUUUUGUCCUAAAAAUUAUUUAUAUAUAUAUAUGCUAAAUUAUGUUUUAAUGUAAAUUAAACAAUUAUUUAUUUUUUUUAUGAAGUGGAUUAUUUUUUUAAAAGUUCUGAUUUUUUGAAAAUUUUUUAUAAAUGCUGCAAAAGUGGGCUUGUGCUUAUGAAUUGAAGAACACUUUUAUUAUGAAGGACAGGCACUGCUAGGCCAAAGCUCCAAAAUGUUCAGAAGAAGGUUGUCUUCAUUGCUAUCAAGUUACUGCAAAUCCAGCUUCUCCGCUUCCCAUCACCUAAGCUUGCCGCCGCCUCCGCCACCGUCAGCAUCGACAUUCCCUCUGCAGUUCGUAAAAUGCCCUAACCUUAAACUCAGUGGGGUUUUCUUCUUAUCUGGCGAGGGUUUUACUAGGGCCUACAGUAGCCUUCUGAGUUUGAAUGAUCUGAGGGACAAUCCGGGGGCGAGGCAGAAGAAGAAGAGGAAGGGACGCGGGAUUGGGUCCGGCAAGGGCAAGACAGCGGGAAGAGGCCACAAGGGGCAGAAGGCCAGAGGUACCAUGAAAUUUGGCUUUGAAGGUGGCCAGACGCCGCUCCGCCGCCGAGUCCCAAAACGAGGGUUUAAGAAUCCCUUUAGCCUUGAGUUCCAGCCAGUGGGAUUGGGAAAGAUUGCCAAUCUCAUAAAUGCAGGGAAGAUAGAUUCUUCUGAAUUGAUCACUAUGAAAACUCUCAAGGAUACGAGGGCAAUAGGGAAGCAAAUUAAAGAUGGAGUGAGGUUGAUGGGACGUGGUGCUGAACAUAUCAAGUGGCCAAUUCAUCUUGAGGUGUCGAGGGUGACCGUUCGUGCAAAGGAAGCAGUUGAGGCUGCAGGUGGGUCUGUAAGAAGAGUGUAUUACAACAAGUUGGGCUUCCGGGCAUUGCUGAAGCCGGAGUGGUUUGAAAAGAAGGGAAGAUUGUUGCCAAGAGCAGCUAGACCACCACCGAAGCAGUGGGAUAAAGUUGAUAGCAUUGGGCGCUUGCCUGCCCCGACUAAACCAAUUCCCUUCCCACCGGAACAAGAAAAAAGAGAGGCAUCUCUCGCCUGAUAAAUGAAGUGAUCAGCUUUGCUUUCUUUUUGAGAAUUUCCAUAACAAUGAUGAAAAUGCGUUGUAAGCGGAUUUUGUCUCUGAUAAUCGUUUUGUUGUCGUUGGCUGAGUGCUAUUUCAUGGGUUAUCUAUUCCUCUCUGGAGAGAAAUGGAAGCUGUAUUACAUUUUGGUUUUGAUGAGAUUUUUCUCAAGUUUUAAAAUUAAA